Messenger RNA from Elaeis guineensis (African oil palm), 1638 nucleotides. RefSeq lists its product as uncharacterized. Gene Ontology annotation, cellular component: nucleus; cytoplasm. The record is from RefSeq and is a predicted model, not a curated record. Lineage: Eukaryota; Viridiplantae; Streptophyta; Magnoliopsida; Arecales; Arecaceae.
GCGACCAUGGAUGCGGCCUCUCCCGCCUCACCCUCAUCUUCAUCCCCGCCACCACCGUCUCCCACCGCGAGGGCGAGCGCCGUGAGCCCCAUGACCACCAUCUCCCGGCACUACUUCGGCGGCGAUUCCUCCUCCGACGACCACGAUUUCUAUAUCGACAUCAUCGAGUUCUACACUUCAUUAUUUGUUGAGGGGAUCCAGUAUUUUGUGUUCAUGUGGAUCGAAAAGAAGAAAGACUUCAAAUGCUGAUUGCUAACUUCUUAAGGGAACCAAUUUGUCAUCAGGGGCCUUGGUUAUGUUUCUAUCAAACAUAUGAAGAAGAAAGUUAUAUGAAGCUGCAAUUUGCUGCAAGUUUAUUGGGUUUGGAAUCGCUGUACUGUUGCCUGAAUGGAUAAAUUAUCCUUUUUCUAAUGCUUGUUUUUUGCAUGGUCAUGCGUUUUCCUUUGCAUCUUUUAUUUGUCUUUCUUUUUAGAAUGCUUUGCUAUUUAAAGAAAAACCUCAGCAUGACUUUGUUUCCACAGAAUAUGCAAGAAGAUUAUGGAAUGUUUGUCUGGCCAUGUAGCAUAGUUCUUGCUGAGUAUGUUUGGCAACAGAGACUGCGAUUUGCUAACAACACCGUCAUUGAGUUAGGUGCUGGGACAUCAUUGCCUGGAUUGGUAGCUGCCAAGGUAGGAGCAAAUGUCAUACUCACAGACAACGCAGCAAGAGAAGAGGUGCUGAAGAACAUGAGACAGAUAUGCAAACUUAAUAAAGUCAAUUGUAAUAUACUGGGCCUCACAUGGGGACAGUGGGAUGCCCCUAUAUUUGAUCUGCACCCUCAGAUUGUGCUUGGAGCUGAUGUAUUCUACGACACAACUGAUUUUGACGAUCUCUUUGCAACGGUUACUUUUCUUCUGCAAAAUUCCCCUGGAUCUGUGUUUAUAACUGCGUACCAUAACCGAAGUGGUCAUCAUCUCAUCGAGUUCUUGAUGGUAAAAUGGGGAUUGAAAUGUUCAAAACUUCUGGAUGGCUUCUCCAUCAUGCCACCAUGCAAGGGUGCUUCUCUGCAGGGAAACAUUCAACUUGUUGAGAUUGCACUGGAUGACCAGAAAACUAAAAGUUAACACAGCAAGUAGGACUACCAUUAGUACAUUCUCAGUAUAAGUUAUCUUCAGGCCUCAACAUUUAUUUAAGAAUCAUCCAGGUGCAGAAUCAUCCAGGUGCUUCUCUCAUCUGUAUUGUUGGAGCAGGAGUAAAGACAACUUGCAACAAGCAUGUGCUCACAUGGAUUUGAGUUUGGAUGAGAAAGUGGAUGCAUUUUUGAAGAGGAUUAAAUAAUAUGCGGGUUUGCAUUCUUAAGAGCCCUAAAAUGUCUUAAUUUACCCAGGCAGUUUCUCCUACUGGAUUCUGUGGGAAGGGUGAAGGCUUUCAUUGCAAAUGCCUGCACCUGUGACAUGUCACCUUCAUUUUCCUAUGGAUUGGGUCACUGUUUUUUUAUUUUUGUAAAAUUUUGACAAAAUCCAGGGCCUUCAAUUUAUGCAGUUUUUCACUGUUUGUAAUUUUCUUUUUUAGAAAAUGAUUGGAACGACUGCUUUGAAGCUUCUAUUUUUGUUAUUCUUUUUUUCUUUUCCAUGUCCAUUAAGUGAUUAUUUUGGUUCC